CCAACACCAACCACUAGAUGGCGACAAAUAAAACCUUCCAUGCCUUCAUGAAAUGUGAUGGUGUAUUUGAUUAUUCCGCACUCCAUCAUUGCACUGUAGUCUUGCAUAACAAUCAUGACAGCUAAACGGGUUUAAGACGCGCAGAACUAAGAACUACUCUAUGUAAGAUGAACACUGAGGACAAGUUGGAAGGUAUGCUGCUGAAGUGCAGCGAUGGAGGAGGGAGAGAUGGCCUGGGCAGCGGAGGAGGACUCGUGGUGAUGACCCUGGGGGAAAGGUCGCUGGCAAACCACCCUCUGCUGGCCGAGGAUGACGACGACGAAGACGAUGAUGAGGAUUUGACUGAAAGCUCGCUGGUCACUCAUGACCUGGUCCCUCCAGAGCAGCUGAUGAUGCAGGAGGACAUCACCAAGAAUGGUGGAGGAGGAGAAGAGGAGGGAGGAGGCGAGGUGGGAGUGCAUUUCCCCCUAAAACUCACCAAUAAGUUGCCCUGCUUGCUUCAUAUGCCAUUGAGCAUCAAGCAGGAACUGAAACUGUCUGAGCCAGCGGCCCAUAUAAAGAAGGACAAAAAAGCAAUUAAGGACCUGAUGGUGUGUCCCAAGAAGAAAAAGAGGAAGCAGCGUUCACCAGCAAAGAUUCUCAGCAUCAACGAUGAUGGAUCAUUGGGCAUACCAAACCCCAAAUGUCACGUCUGUGUUCACUGUAAUGCUGCAUUCAGAACAAACUACCAUCUGCAGAGGCAUGUCUUCAUCCACACUGGUGAGAAGCCAUUUCAGUGCAGCCAGUGUGACAUGCGCUUUAUUCAGAAGUACCUUCUCCAAAGACACGAGAAGAUCCAUACUGGCGAGAAGCCUUUUCGCUGUGAUGAGUGUGGGAUGAGGUUCAUCCAGAAGUACCACAUGGAAAGACACAAGAGGACUCACAGUGGAGAGAAGCCCUACCAAUGUGACUACUGUCACCAGUACUUUUCCAGAACAGACCGGGUUUUAAAGCACAGACGAAUGUGUCACGAGAACAGAGAGAGAAAGACAAGCAAGACUGCUGGUAAAGUUGGACCUUUGCGUGAAACAGAUUCUUUAGGGGCCCCCUUUCUUGCCAAAGAGUGUUCACUGCCCAAGAAAAAGCGCCAAAAGUGUGCAGACAAGAGUUCAGGUGCUUCCACUACUGCCCAGCCAGAAGGACAUACUUUUUCUGCUGUAGAAACAGACGAGAAAGAAGAUCAGAGACAGACUAAAAUUGAAGGUCUAUCUCUUUAUACUGUGUCCUCCAAAGUCAAGCAUGAGUAUGUGAUUGCUGACUACUCCGUAGAACUUCCUGAAGAAACAACCAGCCAACACGAAGAGGGCGACAUGUCAUCAGAAGAGACGACUCCUCCUAAACUAGUCCUGAAGAAAGUCCCCAAGAGGAGUCUUAAGCAGUCCACCGAACAAACUUCUUCCUGCUUGUCCACUUUGUCCACCUUUGAGGAAAACAGUAAGGUUACACAGUACACCUUCGAAAUCGUGGAUAAACAAGGCCUUUUAGACGUCGAAGGCAACACUGAACUCGAGUCGGUUGAAACUCUUCAAGGAGGACCAACAAAACCAGCAGCCAACAGCACAAACUAUGAUGACGCCAUGCAGUUCCUGAAGAAGAAACGUUACCUUCAAGCUGCUAUGACCAACAACAGUCGGGAUUAUGGCCUGAACACAAGCAGCAUCUCUUCUCAGCCGUCUGUUACACAAACAGUGGUGUCAGCUGUCAUCGAUGAAACUGUCCCUGCUACCAUUCUGGAGCCCCAGCCAAUCAGCACAGAGAUUAAGACAAGUCAUGACAAGAAUGUAUUGCCUGAUGAGGUUCUUCAGACGCUGUUGGAUCACUACUCCAACAAAGCUAAUGGGCAAUCAGACAUUACUUUUAGCGUGGCAGACACAGAGGUGACCUCAAGCAUAUCUAUUAAUUCCUCCGAUGUUUCAGACGGCAGCCCUGUGGAGAGCCUCGGGGUCUCUAGUGCCCAGACUCAGCCACCUAGUGAGAAAGUCAGCCUUUUGCAAGAAUACUCCAAAUUUCUCCAGCAAGCAUUGGAGAGGACCAGUCAAAAUGACAGCUACCUGACCAGCCAGAGCCUCAGCUUGGUCUCUGAAAACCCCACAUUAGCCGGACAACCUCUGUUCUCCACUGAAAAACAAUUUCCUUCCCCAAGCAGGUUCAAAUCAGGGAUGAGCUCUCCGCUAAGGUCCACUUUGGAGAAGCCUCACUUUGGAUUACUCGUCGGGGACUCCCAGAACUCGUUUUCAUUUUCAGGUGAUGAGACCACCCCUCCCUCUGCAGUGUCCCCAGCUGAGGAGGACUUUUUGGAGCAGGUCUCGCCCUCCAAAAAGGCAGAUUCGUCACAAGGGAUAUUGCAGACUUUUCAAAUAAGCUCCUUUGAUCAGAACUUCAAAUCUCAUUUCCAGACCUCGAGAUCUGGAUCCUCCUCACAGUUUGUCGCCAAUGGACAAGUAAGUGUUCGAGGACACAGCACAGACUUCUCAGAGUUCCCUUUAGUUCGAGUCACAGAGACCAGGUCUCAACUGAACUCCUCCCCUGAUGUUUCAACCAGUGAAUCAUUUGGCUGAAGGGAAGGGGAGGGAGGACAAGUCAUUUCUGUUAAUAAUUUCAGCGGCACUUUAUCUCAUCUCUCCUGUUUUGCCAAAACAAGCCCCAUUGCAAUUAUGUGCUCUUUCUUCAAGCAGUUUGUUAGAAAAGAUAUUCAUGUUUUGCUUUUGUUUCUUUUUUGUUUGUUUUCUAAACUUUAACCUCGCAAAUGAAAAUACUAAAAAUAACUAUAAUUAGCAUCUCCCCUUUGGAAAAAAAAAAAAAUUCUUGAUCCAGAAUGUAUAUUAAGAGAUUAAGCGACCAAAGUGUAAUGCGAGAGACUUCUUUUUCUGUCAUACCAUUGCCAUAGAGUUUAUUUUUAAUGUUAGUGUCAAUCAGUUUGCCUUGCACAAAAAAUGAUCAAGUCAGUCUUGCUGCUUAAUGCAAUAUUUCCACUUAUUAAAAUGUAGGCUGUAUUUAUGUAUGCCUUUUUGUUCUUACUGUAGCUACCUCCCCUAGCUGUUUAUCUGAUAAAAACAACAGAAUUUGUAUUCAUCGGUAGAACCUUUUUAUUCCAGCUGUCAAAUUGUCUACUGAAAUGACCCAAUAAUUAGGACAUGACAACACAAUCAUUUUUUUCUUUUCAUAUAUUUAAAGUCACUUUAUUCUCACCUGAAAUGGAUAGUUCCACUGGGUGUGUGUCAUGAACGGUUCACAAAAGAUUUGACUGUAUUUGCCCGAUACAUUUUUCAUUUACAGAUUGGGUCUAAUUUGGCCGGUGUGAUGGCCAACAAUGAGAAAUGUUCUCAUUCAUAAGUAGUUAAACAUUGUGCGGCUUAAUGUGUUCCCUUUGUGGCUGAAUUUCUUGGCACUGACUUUACAAAUGUGGCUCUAGUGCAGAAUAGGCUGUGUAACAAAAAAAAAAAGGCCGGGCUGCGUUAGAUUUAAAACAAGUUUUUGUCUCCCCAAAAAUGGAUUUGGGCUUCAAAUAGCUGCACACAUGUGAUGGUUGCAGGAUAAUUCUUAUUUUCUUUGCCUAGUAUACGUGAUUUGUAAUGAAAUUACUUAACAGGAUUGUGCUUAGUGUUUGCACAAUUUGCACAUUCUUCACUACAGGGAAUGUAGUUCGUGCUUUCACAGUGGAGGAAUUGCAUAAAAAAGUCAAACUUUUUGUUGAGAUUUGUGAGCUUAACCACUUAAAACUCUUGUGUCAGACUUGGUGAAACUACAAAUUGUGCUCUUUGCAUUUGUCACUUAAAAGGAUGCAGCUCUUGUAGAUUUGUAGUUCUUAUUCGUAGAAACUGAACAGUUUUUUGGGGGAUGGACGAUGAGAUGAGAACCCCUCGUCAUCAGUGAACGUCUAAGUUUUAUCAAAACUAUAUUAUGAAUUAUACAGUACAUGUAGAAAUGAGGUGUGUUAUUUUACGUCUGUGCCUUUCUUUUUGUCUUAUUCCAGCAUUUCCUUUGCUCAUUCCUCCAUAUGUACUUUUUGUUUUCAUUUUAUUUUUUUGAACUCAGUCUGCGCUCUAAGGCUACUAAUUCCACUUGCACAAAAACAACAAAUACAUAAGCUAUCAACUUAUCCACUCUGUAAUAUGUUAAGAUCUGGGAGCUUUAUUUAAUUUCGCUUGUUAUAUUUUUACUGUUUUAGAAUUUUAGCAAAAAAAUAUCACCGAGUUUAAGUCUUGCUUGUGGUUGGGAGGAAAUAGCAUUUCACUGACUGCGCUGCCGUAUGUGUACGAGUACAGAAUCAUGUUUUAGAUGUUUGUGGUUUUAAUGAUUAUCAUCUGUUUGCUAGAAGCCAGUAGUAAGUCACAGCUGUCCAGGCCCUUGUUGGAACCUUCAGUUUUAAACACACAAGUAAUAACGAGUGAGUGAGGUCUUUUUUCUACUUCAUCACUUUGUCGAUUGCUUUCCAUGCGUACAUGAUGUUUUCGGUGCUCUUGUGUUAAACACUGUUUUCCUCUGCACCAUCCAGUGUAGGCUUAAUGUUGAGCUCCCUCUUGUUACUGACAAUCCGGGACAGACAGCACCACAUUCAUCAAUUUCUUUUACCUGUCUUCAUCGAUCAUUCCCUCUAGAAUGUAUAGAAAUGAUCCUGCUGUAAAUACAUUGUAUAUUUUUUAUGUUCUGAGAAGUACUGUUAGUUUUUUGUCAAUAGAGAGGACAAGACGUGUGCCAGAGACACUUUUUUUUUUGUCAGCGGAAGGCAUGUUAACUUGUUUCCAAGCAUUUAUUAGACUGAACAACGAAUCACUUUUUCUUCCCGACAAAAUGAUGUGGCUUUCUGAGAAUUGUAUAUAUAUAUAAAUAUAUAUAUAUAUAUGUCACCACUGUAUCAGAAGAAAAUUGACACUUUUUUAAAAAAGUUUUCUUGCCGAUUGCUUAAAAGUGAAUUUUGAAGUUUUUGUAAGUGCAGUUAAAAUGUGCAUUGUGAUGGGGCUUUACAGUACAGAGCUGUGGAUAAUGAAAAUCCCUCACUUCCAGGAAACGAUUUUGAAAUAUGACGCCACCUGAAAUCAGUCUGUUUAGCAUCACAUAUUCCCCCUUAACAGCAGCUUGAGUUCAUGUCAUCUGCAACAGAUUUGGAGUGAAUUAUCACUUAAAAAUAAUGGUUGUGUGGUGGAAGUUCCCCAUCAGCUAACCCAUUUCAUUGUCAGUAACCUCUAAAAGCACAGUGCAGAUGAGCGAUUCUGCUUUUGUAAAUUGUACCCCAUCCCUGAAAAGUUUCAUUUAAGCAAUUAAAAUGCAAAAAAAAGGAGUUAAAGAUUCAUGAACAAUACGAGCAGCACCACGGUAUUUUGUUCCUUUUGAUUAACUAUAGUCAGUAACCUGGCCAUAAGUGUCCUUGUGUAAGCUAGAGAAAAAAAAUAUUUGUUUUGUGUAAAAAGAUCUGAAUUAUGAAUUUUUUGAUAAAAACUAUUUUUGAAACAUGUCAUUUAAGGCACUGGUAUGUACAGUAUAUCAUAUGCAGUCACUGUUGCUACCCUCAUUUAUCUCUGUACAAGUCGUUUGUGUCAAGAUCUUUCAAGUAACAGAUGGGAAUCUGAACUUUGAUUGGCAUUUUCAUACUUUUUAAGAAUUUGAGAAGGAAGCCUGCUUCACUGUACGGUUGGUCUUACGUUAGGUUUAUUUGCAUGGUCUGACUUGUUGGGUCGAGUGAACUUGUUUUAUGAAUAAUGUGCAGCUUUAAUUGUAGCUGGUUAAUUUCAGUCAAGUAACCCAUAUGAUUAGAUUUUUGCAAUAUAUUAUGAUUUGUAAGCGAUCUGAUUAAAUUGUUGUUUUGAUUGUUGUGUGUCAUGCCCUUAUAAAUAAAAUAAUUCACAGUA
Messenger RNA from Acanthochromis polyacanthus (spiny chromis), 5885 nucleotides. RefSeq names its product zinc finger protein 148 (gene znf148). Gene Ontology annotation, molecular function: DNA-binding transcription factor activity, RNA polymerase II-specific; RNA polymerase II cis-regulatory region sequence-specific DNA binding. NCBI's taxonomy places the organism in Eukaryota, Metazoa, Chordata, Actinopteri, Pomacentridae. The transcript has 7 exons. Gene Ontology annotation, biological process: regulation of transcription by RNA polymerase II. The coding region runs from base 168 to 2597 and encodes 809 amino acids. The record is from RefSeq and is a predicted model, not a curated record.